UGCGAUGGGGAGAAGUUUUCCGUGAGCACAAGUUCAAAGGGUGACUGGGUUGGAAGCGGUGGCGGCGAGUUACGUGGCUGCUUUCCUGCCUCCGAGAGUUCUGCAGCCGUGCUGUGCCGUGCUGAGGGGCUGCACCGUUGGCUGGAGAGCCUGAGCAUCCAUGGAGUACAUAAGCACGCGGGGAGGUGCAGGGACUGUUGACUUCGAGGGAGCCCUCUUCUCUGGCUACGCACCCGAUGGGGGCCUCUUUAUGCCCCAGCGCAUUCCCUUGCUGGAUGGGGACACUCUGCAGAAGUGGAGUCGUCUGUCCUACCGGGAGCUGGUGAAGGAGCUCUGCUCCCUCUUCAUCACAGCCGAUCUGGUCCCGCGGAGCACGCUCAAUGACCUGAUCGACAAGGCCUUCAGUAGAUUCAGACACAAGGACGUUGUCCAUCUGUCCAGGCUGAAAGAUGGGCUGAAUGUUUUGGAGCUCUGGCAUGGGGUUACUUAUGCUUUCAAGGAUCUGUCCUUGUCCUGCACGGGGCAGUUUUUAGAGUACUUCCUGGAGAAAAAGCAGAAGCAUGUCACCAUUCUAGUGGGGACUUCAGGGGACACGGGAAGCUCGGCCAUUGAGGGUGUGAGAGGGCGGAAGAAUAUGGAUAUCUUUGUUCUGCUGCCUAAAGGGCUCUGCACCCAGAUACAGGAACUCCAGAUGACCACUGUCCUUGAAGACAAUGUCCAUGUCUUUGCUGCUCAUGGGAAUAGUGACGAAAUCGAUGAGCCGAUCAAGGAACUGUUUGCUGAUGUCGAUUUUGCCAGAAAAUACAAUCUGAUGAGUUUGAAUUCGGUCAAUUGGUCUAGGAUUAUGGUGCAGAUUGCUCACCACUUCUACGCUUACUUUCAGUGUGCUCCAUCCCUGGAUACCACUCCACUACCAGUGGUGGAAAUUGUUGUGCCAACAGGAGGAGGAGGAAAUAUCACAGCUGGCUGCAUUGCCCACAAAAUGGGUCUCCCGAUUCGACUUGUUGCAGUGGUUAACAGCAAUGAUAUAAUUCAUAGAACUGUUCAACAUGGAGAUUUCUCAUUGUCAGAGAGCGUGAAGGCUACGUUAGCAUCAGCCAUGGAUAUUCAGGAGCCUUACAACAUGGAGAGGAUCCUCUGGCUGCUCUCAGGCUCUGACAGCCAACUGACAAAAAAGCUGAUGGAGCAAUUCAACACGUCAAAAAGCCUUAAGCUGCCCAAAGAUUUGCACAGAAAGCUCUCCGAGACCCUGCGCUCAUGCUCAGCCUCUGACGAGGACAUCGUGCGAGCCAUGCAGCGCUGCUGGGAGGAAAACCGCUACCUGCUGUGCCCCCACUCUGCCGUGGCUGCUCACUACCACUACUCACACCUGGACAGCACACCCCGGUGUUGCUUAGCUCCAGCCUCUGCAGCUAAGUUUCAGGAUGCCCUUCUCCGAGCUGGCCUGGUUCCCCAGCUGCCCCCUGAAAUCACUGCCUUAAUGGCGAUGGAAACCAGGUCCACUCCCCUGGAACGGGGACAGGACUGGACACAAGUUCUUCGUGAAAAGAUUGAAGCCACAGCACAGCAGAGGAAGCAUGGAGUCACACAGACCUGAGCUACUGGGUCUCGGCUGGCUGAUGCCUCCCAGGGCUCAUCUUCCAUUCCCAGGAGAGCCCUAUGUUACACCGGGAGAAGAGCCUACAUUCUCCAUGCAAUGAAUUAUCAACAAGAGCACACGUCACAGUUGAAUUAUAUAGGCUAUUUCAUAACAUUUUUAGUGAAGAGUUCUGCAAUUGCAUCUCCUUUUUCCUAGCAGUUCAUAAAAAGUGAUUGAAACUUGGAAUAAACCCGCCUGUUCCAUUGUUACUCACUGUUACAGAAAUGUCCCUUAACACUACCCACAGCUUC
This is a messenger RNA of Cuculus canorus (common cuckoo), 1890 nucleotides long. It is a transcript of the gene THNSL2, whose product is annotated as threonine synthase like 2. Gene Ontology annotation, molecular function: pyridoxal phosphate binding. The record is from RefSeq and is a predicted model, not a curated record. Gene Ontology annotation, biological process: 2-oxobutyrate biosynthetic process; dephosphorylation. The transcript is spliced from 9 exons. Lineage: Eukaryota; Metazoa; Chordata; Aves; Cuculiformes; Cuculidae. Bases 161 to 1597 code for a protein of 478 amino acids.